Messenger RNA from Orycteropus afer afer, 667 nucleotides. It is a transcript of the gene CYGB, whose product is annotated as cytoglobin. Lineage: Eukaryota; Metazoa; Chordata; Mammalia; Tubulidentata; Orycteropodidae. Gene Ontology annotation, biological process: oxygen transport. The record is from RefSeq and is a predicted model, not a curated record. Gene Ontology annotation, molecular function: oxygen binding; heme binding; iron ion binding.
GCCGAGCCAGCCGGGCCGGGCUUGCAGCUGCUCAUGGAGAAAGUGCCGGGCGAGAUGGAGAUUGAGCGCCGCGAGCGGAGCGAGGAGCUGUCCGAGGCGGAGAGGAAGGCGGUGCAGGCGACCUGGGCCCGGCUCUAUGCCAACUGCGAGGACGUAGGGGUGGCCAUCCUGGUGAGGUUAUUCGUGAAUUUCCCGUCGGCCAAGCAGUACUUCAGCCAGUUCAAGCACAUGACCGACCCCCUGGAAAUGGAGCGAAGCCCCCAGCUGCGAAAGCAUGCCUGCCGGGUCAUGGGGGCCCUCAACACAGUCGUGGAGAACCUGCAUGACCCCGACAAGGUGUCCUCCGUGCUGGCCCUCGUGGGCAAAGCUCACGCCCUCAAGCAUAAGGUGGAACCCGUGUAUUUCAAGAUCCUCUCUGGGAUCCUUCUGGAGGUGAUUGCUGAGGAGUUUGCCAAUGACUUCCCGCCCGAGACGCAGAGAGCCUGGGCCAAGCUGCGAGGCCUCGUCUACAGUCAUGUGACCGCUGCCUACAAGGAAGUGGGCUGGGCACAGCAGGUCCCCAACGCCACCAUCCCACCGGCCACAGUGCCCUCUUCAGGGCCGUAGGACCCCCUCCCUCCUCUCCCCCCUCCCUGGCAGCACCUUGAGUAGAAGGCCAAGUUCUGAA